AUGAAUAUAGAAAAAGAAGAAGAAAAUUGCUUUGUGGUUGAUUAUGAUAUUGUUAAAUAUAAAGAUAAAAAUGUUGGAAAGGAUGAAAAUGUUGAAGAUCUUGAAGAUUAUGAAAAAAUAAUCAGGAUAUAUUCUGUGAUUGAUGGAUCUUUAAUUACUUAUAAUAUGAGACUUGAAAAUGAACCAAAUUUAUUAAUUGAAAAGUUUAUCACUCAUAUAUUAAAUUUAGUACAAGAGACAUGGAUUGGAUAUGAAAACUUUAGUCUGUUAGUAGGAAAUAUUAAAGCUUUAUUUACAUGUAGUGUAGCAAGAAAAGAAAUGGAUUCAUUUAUUUCUCAGUUUGAGAAUGAAAUUAGUUAA
Messenger RNA from Entrophospora candida, 360 nucleotides. The record is from the annotation of a GenBank genome assembly. Lineage: Eukaryota; Fungi; Glomeromycota; Glomeromycetes; Entrophosporales; Entrophosporaceae.